Molecule: messenger RNA, 3358 nt
Organism: Rhineura floridana
Lineage: Eukaryota; Metazoa; Chordata; Lepidosauria; Squamata; Rhineuridae
Gene: PIK3AP1
Product: phosphoinositide-3-kinase adaptor protein 1
Exons: 17
Coding region: 377-2776 (799 amino acids)
Cellular component (GO): cytosol
Molecular function (GO): phosphatidylinositol 3-kinase regulatory subunit binding; signaling receptor binding
Source: RefSeq, a predicted model, not a curated record
UGGAGUGGUCACACAGUGGCUUGUGGGUCCCCCAUCCGCAUCAGGAUGCCUGCCCAUGGCUGUCGGUGCUGCUGCAGAACAGAUUGGCUCCCGACGUCCCCAAGUGCAGCGCUUGACUUUUCCCCGUCGGAGUCGAUGCCGUUGCCCACCGCUCACUUUCGUAACGGAGAAAGUGGAAGGGGAGGAACUGAUCGUCGCCCUCGGUCGGGCUCUUUCUGCGGCAGCCGAGGGGAGUUGCAGUGGUGGGAGUCCUUCCGUUUCUCUUUCUCUCCCGCAGCACCGACGGGGCCAGGCGUCCGCGUGAAAGGCGGGACCGCUCCGUCGGUUUUCCCCUGCUGGCCCUCGGGAGCUCGAUUUCACCAAGGCAAAGUCCGGCAUGGCGGCGCCGGCGGCACUAGAAGAACACUCCAGUGCGUGCAAUGUGCUGAUUAUAUAUGGGAGAGAUGCUGGUGAAUGGUGUCGGUAUCUUCAGAGCCUCUUCCACUUGUGCCAAGAAGUCCAAAGCUAUCAAGUAGGGAAUGAAACUACUAUUUCCACUAAGGAGUUGGACCUCUUAAGGAGCAGCAAGUGCAUUCUUAUUUUACUGUCGUCUGGACUGGUGCAGUGUUUCUAUAUCCCUGAAAUCCUUCAGGGCCUGCAGAAUGUCCUCCAGCCACCCCAUAAAGUGGUGAAGCUGUUCUGUGGAAUAUCAGAAUGUGGGAAUUACCAAGAGUUCUUCAAAGACUGGUCCCAGUGGAAACAACUGACCUAUGAUGAUGAUCCUGAUGCCUAUGUCGCAGCUGUCAUGAAGGCUAUUUCAGAAGGAGAUUCUGGUUGCGAUUCAGUGACUGAUGCAGAAGUGGAGGAUGACAGAAACUUACAAGAUGCAUGCAAUAUUGCAAUGAGCCAACAGCAUGGGACCUUGGUAACCAGACUAGGAAGCCUAAAUACAGUGCAGCCUGAUCGCAUACGCUGUGGGGUGAAGACUAUAGUUUACAUAAUCCUAAAAUGUAAACUGGAUAGCCACGUAAAAGUGGAAGUGGAAUUUUCCUCUGACAGCUGCCAGUCAGUGCGAGCGCCGGCCAGGAUAGAGAAUGAGUAUACAGUCUCAGUUUGCCCACCUGAUUUAUUACCUGGAACUGUAUGUCUGCGAUUGUUUUCUGGAGAUUUAAUGAUAGCUGAAGCAAACAUCUGCUAUUACACUGACAUGGAAGAAAUCAGCAACUUGCUGGCUACUGCAGCAAAUCCAGUGGAAUUCAUGUGUCAGGCGUUUAAAAUAAUACCUUACAACACAGAAGCUCUAGACAAAAUCCUGACUGAAUCAUUGAAAAAGAACCUCCCUGCAAGUGGUUUGCAUCUCAUAGGGAUCAACCAGCUGGAGGAAGAAGACAUUAUAAGCCAGAGGGAUGAAGAACUGCCAACUCUGCUGCACUUUUCUGCAAAAUAUGGGCUAAAGAACCUCACAGCCCUUUUGCUUACAUGCCCUGGAGCCCUUCAGGCCUACAGUGUUGCCAACAAGCAUGGUUACUAUCCCAACAACAUUGCAGAGAAUGAGGGCUUCAAAGAUCUCCGACAGUUCAUUGAUGAAUAUGUGGAGACAGCAGAUAUGCUGAAAAGUCACAUAAAGGAGGAGCUGAUGCAGGGUAAGGAGGAUGAUUCUGUGUACGAGUCCAUGGCUCAUCUCUCCACUGACCUGUUGAUGAAAUGUUCUCUGAACCCUGGUUGUGACGAGGAGCUCUACGAAUCGAUGUCUGGCUUGGUUUCUGGAGCUACAGAGGGCUUGUAUGUAGAAAUGCUUCAGUCAGAGGCUAGCAACCCCUUUUCUCAGACGACCAAGACCUAUAUGAUGCGCAAGUUCUUAGAAGGGGUUAAUGUGGAUGUAUCAGAAUUGAGAGAGGAUAUAUACCACGAUUGUGAAGAUGAAGAACUUUACCACACUGUGGAGCAAGACAGCUUCCCUCAGGAAAUGGUGAACAGGCCACCUGUUCCUGUUCCGAGACCUGAUCCAUCCACUAAACAACAGGAGAAAGAAUCAUACAUUUAUAAAGUUUUUGCAGGAAAAGAUCAAGAGAGACCUGGGAAUCUCUAUGUGUCUGCAGGCAAUAUUAGGAAAGAGCCGGCAGACAGAGGUUCAAAGGUUCAGCCUCAAACCAGUAUAUAUGACCCAUUUGCUGGGAUGAAAACCCCCGGCCAAAGGCAACUGAUCACUUUACAGGAACAAGUAAAACUGGGGAUGCUCACUGUAGAUGAAGCUGUCCUAUGUUUCAAGGAGUGGCAGCUUAAUCAAAAAAGGCGAUCAGAAUCAUUUCGCUUUCAGCAGGAAAACCUGAAAAGAUUACGUGACAGCAUCACUCGACGGCAAAUUGAGAAGCAGAAGGCUGGCAAACAUGCAGAUUUGGAAAUCUCUGUGCCUGUUGGGCAUUCCCAGAAUGCCCCCCCAAAACCAGAAUGUAGCAUAUAUGAAAGUAGUCCCCGGAAAAAUCUCUUCCCACCAAUCAAGCGAGGAGACUGGAAAACUGAAAGCACAUCAAGCACUGGAAGUAGUUCAAGUAACCGAUCCAGUACACGAAGUAUACUGAGUGUCAGCAGUGGGAUGGAUGGCGACAAUGAGGAUAAUGAGAUGCCAGAAGUGAAGAGAAAUUUCAACUUUGGGACCAAGCAAGCAGACAGGCAACACUUCAUGCCACUUGGAAGGCCACCAAGAAUACCUCCACGAGUUGCUAGCAGGCCUUUGAGCACUGACAAAUUCCAUCCUCCUCCACCUGUACCCCCAAGAGGUCGUGAAAUGCCACGCUAAAUCUUUGGGAUAAUGAAUACUUAAAUGUGGAAAUGCAUGGUUUUUAUUCUUGACUUUUUGGUGGUAAUAAUAUAAGUAUCCAGCAUAAGUUUUUUCCUCACUCAUCCCCUUCAAAUGAAUAACUUUGACAAAGGUUUCUUUGAAUACCAAAUCAAGGGGCAAAGAACAAGAAGUUGGCUGUCCUCUGAUAGUAGUGGCUUUCCAGAACAACCUGAUUACAGCAGAGGAAAGUACACACUGAGCUUCUUUGGGAGCGUCUGGUUCUUCUACCUGAAGUACAUUAGACCAAAGGCAACAAUCCCUCAACUUGAAAACGGAAUAACUACAAGUGGACCCUUUUCACUAUUUAUAUGCAAAUGAGGUAGUCAACUGUGCUAUAUGAAGCCAAAUGUGCAUUGUACUUCAGGUAGGCAGACAGGAGAUUCCAUGGUGCAGUGGGGAGCUUGACCAUAGUGCACUAAACACUGGAGUAACUUCUUCUAAAUCUGUCCAAACGUUAUUAAUGUUAUGAUGGUUCUGUAUGUCAGACUACUAAAUUGAUGCCUAAAGCUGCAUUUCAGAUAAUACAACAAUUCAGAAACA